AUGAAUCCAACUCAGAACCAGCUUUCUAAACUUGUGUAUAAUUCGUCUGUGAUAGAUCUGACAACCCAAAACCCCCAAUACACUUUUGUAUCUUACCAAACUCCUUCACCUCUUCCAAAUAACCACCCUCAAAUGACACCCCAUCCUCAGAAUACUCAAACUGCCUUCAAUCCCCAAACAACUCAUCCCUAUUUAAGUCAGAACACCAAUCCUCAGGCCUACCCACAAAACUACCAGACCGCCCAAAACGCUCUAAGUCCCUCUAUAGCUCCACCCCUCCCAAAAAGAGCCACCUUCCAAGUUCCCGUUCCUACCGAGCAUGAGGUGCACGGUUCUGAGUUGGAUCACUAUGAAGAACAUGAAAGAGAAUGGAAGGCAAAGGAGGAAGCAAAGAUCGAUAUAAAGGAGGAAAUCAAAAGGGCUAUGAAAGAUCUACAGUGCAUCCCAGACAUCGUUGGACUCAGUUACGAUGAUUUGUGCAUCCACCCAGAUUUGAACCUUCCCGAAGGAUUCAAAAUCCCAAAGUUUGACACCUUCGGAGAUGUAGGCAAUCCCAUGGCUCAUCUGAGAGCGUAUUGUGACCAGCUCGUGGGAGUUGGCAGGGAUGAGGCCUUGUUGAUGCGGCUUUUCAGCCAAAGUCUAUGUGGGGAGGCCCUCGAGUGGUUUACUUCACACGAAACCAGGCAGUGGCCGAGUUGGAAUGCGUUAACUAAAGACUUCAUUGACCGAUUCGCCUAUAAUGUCGAAAUAGUUUCNUCGAUAUUCNCUCUAGAGAAGAUGAAGCAGAAACCAACUGAAAGCUAUAGGGAAUUUGCCUAUAGAUGGAGGAAAGAAGCAGCUAGGGUAAGGCCGUCCAUGACCGAGAAAGAGAUUGUGGAAGUGUUUGUGCGGGUGCAGGAGCCUAAGUACUAUGAUAGAAUCAUGUUGCUAGUCGGAGCUAAAUUCGUCAUGAUAGUCAAAGUUGGUGAGACUAUCGAAGAUGGUUUGAAAUCGGGGAAGAUAGCCCGUGUAUCCGCGUUACCUCGGUCUUCAGGAUUGAUAAGGAAGAGAAGAGAGGAAGUUGCCGCUGUCUCGUAUGGGAAAAGAAAAAAUCUCAGAAACACGUCGCGUUCCCAAGAUUGCUCCAGGCCUUUACCAAAGUCUCACCAAGCCUACUACCCGCAAUCCAAUUAUCCCAACAACCACAAUACUGCCCUCACCUAUCCAAAUGCUCAAAUUUUGUCAUACAAAAGUCCACCCCCAAAUCUCCAAAAAAUUUCCCCCAUGUACCCAAAUUACCCUCAACCUUACCAAAUUCCAACUCCCUAUCAGAAUAUUGCUCCCAACUGUGCCAAUGCACAGUCGAUCUACCGAGCGCCCUCGCCCAUUUAUCAAGUCCAAGCUCCAAUUUAUCAAAACCCUCUCCCGAAUUACCAGGCUCCAGUGCCAAAUUAUCAAACAAACCCUUAUCCUAGAAGCCAAGUUCCUCGUCUGAAUACCCGAAAUUAUCAACAGGUGCCUCCCCCUCAGCAAAGCGGUUAUGAUCCUUCCCGUCCGAGAUUUGAAAAAAGGCCUUCAAGGAACUUUACCGCACUUGCUGAAAUCCGGACCAAACUAUUUGAGAGACUAGCCGUAGCUGGAUACAUCCACCCUGUGGGGCCCAAGCCCGUGGAUGUCAACUCAAAGUUCUACAAGCCAUAUCAAAGAUGUGCUUAUCACUCCAAUAGUGUUGGACAUGACACGGAAGAUUGCAUCAACCUUAAGCACAAAAUCCAAGACCUGAUCGAUGAGGAGGUAGUUUCUCUUCAACCGGCGGCGCGAAACGUCAAUACGAAUCCGUUUCCAAAUCAUGGAGGUGGCAAUGUUAAUAUGAUUGAAACGGGUGAAGAUGGGUGUGGAACAAAGAUGAUUACUCCUAUUGUGCAUGAGGACUUGGAAAGUGAUGUCGCUUCUUUAAGCGUCAGGGAAAGGAGAGAGUUUGUUAUACUGACACCUGCAAAGGUUGUUGCCUUGGUGCCUUCGGAAACUCUCGUCAAGCCCAAAUUUGUCAUUGAAAAUGCUGUAGCCCAAGGCAUGACCAGGUCCGGAAGGUGCUACACUCCUGAUGAGCUUUUAUCUCGGAGGACAGAAGAAGGACUAUGCUAA
Solanum pennellii is the source of this 2124-nucleotide messenger RNA. RefSeq lists its product as uncharacterized. The record is from RefSeq and is a predicted model, not a curated record. The transcript has a single exon. Bases 1 to 2124 code for a protein of 707 amino acids. Lineage: Eukaryota; Viridiplantae; Streptophyta; Magnoliopsida; Solanales; Solanaceae.